Molecule: messenger RNA, 5189 nt
Organism: Lepisosteus oculatus (spotted gar)
Lineage: Eukaryota; Metazoa; Chordata; Actinopteri; Semionotiformes; Lepisosteidae
Gene: septin8a
Product: septin 8a
Biological process (GO): intracellular protein localization; cytoskeleton-dependent cytokinesis
Cellular component (GO): microtubule cytoskeleton; septin complex; septin ring
Molecular function (GO): GTPase activity; molecular adaptor activity; GTP binding
Source: RefSeq, a predicted model, not a curated record
UCUUUCCAGAAAGUGGAGAACUCAACCGCCUGGCCAUUUUUUCUUGUUUCAUCACAGCACAUCUGUUCUGGCGGGUUGAAUGAUGAAAUUACAAACGGUCCCGACAUAAAACGCUCCGACUUGUGGGAAUGGUAUUCCUUAACAGUGGGAGUAUCCAGGAAGUAGCCAUAUUGGAUUCAUUGAGCAGUUCCACUGUGUCAGUUUAGGGAGAGAAAGACGGAGACAGCCCCUGUUUGCUCUGCUGCUUGAUCAAAUAUUCACACAUACUACAAUGGCUGCCACGGAUAUAGACAGAUUUUCAAAUGAAGAAAAACGGAACCUCAAUCUUGCGGGCCAUGUUGGAUUUGACAGUCUUCCAGAUCAGCUCGUCAGUAAAUCAGUGACACAGGGGUUCUGUUUCAAUAUACUCUGUGUAGGUGAGACGGGUAUUGGCAAGUCAACAUUAAUGAAUACGCUUUUUAACACAACGUUUGAAAAUGAAGAGGCUAGCCACUAUCAGAAUGGAGUGUAUUUACGCCCCAGAACAUACGAUUUGCAGGAGAGCAAUGUCCACCUGAAGCUUACGAUUGUCGACACAGUGGGGUUCGGGGAUCAGAUAAAUAAAGAGGACAGCUACAAACCGAUUGUGGACUACAUUGACACACAGUUUGAAAACUACCUGCAAGAAGAGCUGAAAAUCAAGCGCUCCCUCUUCAACUACCAUGACACGAGAAUUCACAUCUGCCUUUACUUCAUCGCUCCGACAGGGCAUUCCCUCAAAUCCUUGGAUUUAGUCACCAUGAAGAAACUGGAUAGCAAGGUGAACAUCAUCCCCAUUAUUGCAAAAGCUGAUACUAUUUCCAAAAGCGAACUGCACAAAUUUAAAAUUAAGAUCAUGAGUGAGCUGGUCAGCAAUGGAGUUCAGAUUUAUCAGUUCCCAACUGAUGAUGAAGCUGUCACAGAAAUCAAUGCAUCAAUGAAUGCUCAUCUUCCCUUUGCGGUUGUUGGAAGCAUAGAAGAAGUGAAAGUAGGUAAUAAACUGGUGAGAGCCAGACAGUACCCCUGGGGAGUUGUUCAGGUGGAGAAUGAGAGUCACUGUGAUUUUGUGAAACUUCGCGAGAUGCUGAUUCGGGUAAAUAUGGAAGAUCUUCGAGAGCAGACACACGCCCGGCACUAUGAGCUGUACAGGCGUUGCAAACUGGAGGAAAUGGGCUUCAAAGACACAGACCCUGACAGCCAGCCCUUCAGCUUGCAGGAGACGUACGAGGCCAAAAGGAAGGAAUUCCUUGGGGAGCUCCAGCACAAGGAGGAGGAGAUGAGGCAGAUGUUUGUUAACAAAGUGAAGGAAACAGAAGCCGAGCUGAAGGAGAAGGAGAGAGAGCUGCAUGAGAAGUUUGAGCAGCUCAAGAAGAUGCACCAGGAGGAGAAGCGGAAGGUGGAAGAGAAGCGCCGGGACCUGGAGGAAGAGCUGAAUGCCUUCAACAGGCGGAAGGUGGCAGCCGAGACGCUACAGGCGCAGUCCCUGCAGGCCACCGCACAACAGCCGCUGAAGAAGGACAAGGACAAGAAAAAUUAAUUAAUGGCACAGGAAAACCCAGGCCGGACAUGGAUUUGUCUUCCAUCACUGUAACAACAAGAACUUUUUUUUUCCUGACAUUCCAACAUUGAUUGACAUUUUGUAAGUGGACCAAAGAAAAUUGUGGGAGGCAAGAACAGUUGCUUUGUAUACAGACAAUGGGUGAUAAUUGCUUUAUGUGCUUUUUUCUAUGAUUAAUAAUGUUGUAAGUCAAUUGGGACAUUUUAUCGAGAGUUUCACCUUUUCUGUUUCAUUUAAGCCUUAGGCUUUCCUUUAUGUAUGGCUGGUAAUGACUGAUUUAAGAGAAGAGGAUAAAAUGGGUAACAUUUUUUAUUUCUUGGUACUAAUGUCAUACACUUAAGGGUUUUAUUGAAGAAAUAAAGUUUAUGUACACUUAUUUCCAUAUACUGGAAGAUUUCUUUAGAGGACAUUUCAAAGUCUUUAUCGGUAGAGAGCGCCUCAGAAUCUGAGCCAGGUCAGGCCUGUAAUUUAUUCCAAUACAAGAUGAUUAUGGAUAAAGCAGAGUUUAUAGUUGUCACCAAAUUCAACUAGUUACAACAAGUCUAGAGAAUAUGAAUUACUCUGGUGCUUUUUAAUGUUUUUUUUAUUAACAAAUCCAGGUCUGUGGAUGUCUUAAGGGCUUAGUUAUAUUUAAGAAUUAUACUUCAAAUCACAUUUUUCUACUUUAUGACUUUGUUAUACACUAGAAAAUAACAAUGCUGUUUGAUUUUAUCUUGUACAUAUAAGCUAUAUAGGAAAUUGAGAUUCUGUAAGUAGUAUGAGAGGUUUGACCGUUUACAGCGCUCAGAGGACAUGUAGGGGAGGAAGAAUGUAGCUUGAGCCUAGUUUCUUUUAUUUUUUGGUGGAGGAAAAUCUUGUGUAUUUGCUUGUACUAAAAAUAAAAUGAAGACAACAUUACUAUGAAUAAAUAACUCAGCCAUGCAACUUUGCUACAUACUGGGCCCCGAAGAGGCUGCUUUUGUUGCUGUGGAGUGAGUAAUGUUAGCGCUCAGGCGUGAAGAAUCAAAUUAUGUUAUUUUACCCUACUUAAUGUUUUUGUCCUGUUCCGUGAAGGACUCCCCAGUCUUUGACAGGGACUUGUUAUCCAGGUACAUCCUCCCAACUCUGCUCCAUGUCAGUUUUACACCAGAAUGUGCUGUUUACUAUUAUACCAGCUCAAGCAUAGACAUUUGAAUUGAUCCAGUUUCAAUAAGAAGUUAUUAUGCUUUAUAAAAUUACACUAGUCUUUAAUUUCCUGUCCUGUCAUCAUUUGAUCAAAUUCCAUGAAAACAUGUUUUAAGUUCUUUAAUGUUUUACCGUCCGUAUGUGUGAGUAUACCAAGUGGCUUUUGACUCACUCUGUUUACACCUUAAACCUACAGAAAUAUCUUAAUUAAUUUGAUAUAAUUAAGCCCUUUUGGAGAACUUUAGUUGAACACAUACUCUGUAUUCAGUGUAUUUAAAGACCUUUCUUGAUAGGAAGAGUUCUCUGAAGACAAGUGGUGCAAGGUGCCAGUGUUACAAUGCAAUAAAAUAAGUCAUAAUAUGAACUGAGAAGUGAAGAUGCCCUAUGAAUUUUUCAGCAACAUCACUGAUGUCCUAAUUCUUCACUUGUAUUUCUUAUACAGGGGAACAAAUUCAGUUGCACUGGGAGUCUUAGAGGGUUGCAGGAUAUCAGAAUUUCACAAUAAACAUGCCAUUGACAGUGCUGAUUUAAUAUUUGCUAGGUUUGUGCUAGGUUUUGACUGACUUCAAAGAUCUUUACAAAACCAUUUUUCUUUCAGAUAAAUAGUUCAAGCAAGGAUAGUCCAGGGCUAGGAGUGCUGUUGUAGUUUCUGAUUGCAACAUUAAAGAGAUCACAUCACAAUUCUUAUUGCGCUGUAUAACCUGUCUCAGUAUUUCAGAUUAUUUCCAAGCACACUCAUUAAAGUAACUCAGGUUCGACGUACUGUAAUAUGGCAAAAUAAUUCUGGCUAGAUAACUUGCUAUACAAGUAUAUAAUCAUGACUGAUACUGUUUGAUAAAUUGUGUACCAUGUGAAUUAGGUAUUCCUCCCUUGGAAUAUAUUUUCAGGAAAUAGGAAAAUAAAAUUUCUAUGUAAUUGUAAGAAGGGCCUUGUAUAAAAAGAAUGUAACCUGCUGGAGAAUGUAUUUGCUAUAGAAGUAAAAGUGUGCAACAAAUAGUUCUUACAAAUGUAGUAUGCAGAUCAGUGAUGUGUCCAGUAACAUCAAUAUUUAUUAAGUUUAGUGAGGACCUUUUUAACCAAAAUGGUUCAUAUUGAAUUGGGGCCUAUGUAUUCACUAGUACUAAACAUUUCACCUAUGUUAAUAUAGUUAAAACUGGCUUAUGAGAAAAACUUGUCAUUUAAGAAUCUGUUAUGGGUAGCACAGUGACGUAGUAGUUAGCAUUACUGCCUCAUAAUGCUGGGGCAGUGGUUCAUUUCCGGACCCGGGGUUUUGCAUGUUCCCCCCCUCUGUUCACGUGGGUUUCCUCCAAGUGCUCUGGUUUCCUCUUGCAGUCCAAAUACAUGCAGGCAAGUAACUUGGUUUCUGGGAAAACUGGCCCUGGUGUGAGUGUGUGUUCCCUACGAUGGAUUGGCGUCCUGUCCAGGGUGUACCCCACUUUGUGCCCCAGUGCUUGCUCUGGCACCCCUGUGUUCCUGAAUUGGAUGAAGUGGUUAGAAAAUGGAUGGAUGGAAGAAUAGGUUUAAUCACUUUCUUAAACGGGACCAUUGUCGUUUCUAGACAUUUCUCUUUGUUAGUUCUUCACUUUACUUACACUACCUGCAUUCCAUAAUUCAGUAUUCCCCCGUACAGGUUGUUCCUAAUGACUGAAGUUUCACUAACUCGGCAGAAUCCUUGUUUGAAACUGAGUAGUAGGUCUUUGCCAUCGCUUGCUCUGUAGCUUUAACUUAUGAACCCUUUCUUGCUGAAUUCUUUGAUGCGUAUUACGAUAGCAAUCUUACUGGUCAAUGGUGGUGUUCUUUUGUUUUCUGGUGUCCUGCUCUUGCAAACAAUGUUUAAAGUCCACAAUAAUUUGCUAGUAAAGAUAAUCUGCAGAAAAGAUUAUGCAGCAAAAUCAAAAUGCUUAUCUUGUGAGUAAAGAUGCUGAAGAGGGGUGGGUGUAGAGUGUUGCACAAAGGAUAUAAUUUUAUAAUCACUCUUAGCUUUAUACAUUUUGUAUUCUAUAUAAAGGUUUGUAGAAGUUAGUAAUGAGAGUAACAUUUCAAAUUCCCUUCAUCUCCACUGCUAUAUAUGUAUUUUUCUAUAACUUUUAUAUUCACUUAGCAAUUGAAUUGUGUUUUUGUAAUGACACUGAGGAGAAUUACUUUUGUAACCAAGAUUCUUUGGGGGGGGAUAGAUAUGCCCUUUUAGGGAAUAUGUCUGAGCAGUAUAAUGCAUGUUACAGUUCCAUACAUUAUGGCAUUACAUGAAUAAUUACAGUUUCUAUAUUUUUUGUUUAAUGGCUCAUUUCUUUGUAUCUAUAUUUUAUUUGUAAAGUAAAUCAGCCAUGCUUGUUUUCAAGACCUUUAAUAAUGACAUAUUUACAGGAUAAAGGUGCACACGUCCGUAUUUACUGUAAAAUAUCUCCAUGGUGUACAAUCAUAAUAAACGAUUUUGUUAUGUUAUCAAUCA